GUCUCCUCUUACCCUCGUGGGCUAGGAAGAGUAACUGGAUUGCUGGUAAGAUUAGGAGACUGAUGAAACUCCGACGGGAGCAGCCGCGUCCCAUGGCAGAGGGAGCCGGCAGCAGCAGCAGCGAGAGCCUGGCAGGGCCCGAGGAACAUGGGCCCGAUAGUAGAGCAAGCAGCCACGCCAGCCUCCCGGAGAGCCCGCCAGUCCACUUCCGCCGUUGCCGUCUGAGUUCUCGGAUGCCGGUGGCGGAAACUUCGGGGUCCGGGGACGAAGAGGGCCAGGACACCCCAAGACAGCGUUUUCGGCAACGCCGAGUGGGCGUGCUGUGGGGGUCCCUGGAAGAGCCUGGGGUUCCCACGAGAGAGUCAGGACCCCCAAGCCAAUUGCCCACAACCAGCGAGGAGGAAAGAG
Pseudonaja textilis is the source of this 408-nucleotide messenger RNA. The record is from RefSeq and is a predicted model, not a curated record. NCBI's taxonomy places the organism in Eukaryota, Metazoa, Chordata, Lepidosauria, Squamata, Elapidae.